AUAAAAGUACUUUAUUUACAUAACUUUAAAAGUGAUUCACAUUCCUUUCUUCCUCUAGUUUCACAUAAUGUCCGCCAAUAAAUCAUACACAUACAACUCCCAAGAACCAAUAGCCCAAACAAAUACCGAUGGAGUGCAUUUGCAAUUUGAAACAUCCAUCAACCAAAACGGAAAUAACCACACUGAAUCCCACAUUUUUAGAAGCAAUUCAAAGCACCAUUGAUGCAGCUGUAACCAAAUCUAUGGGGAGAAUCGUCGAGGAGGUAAGAAGCUUGCGGCGUGAUAUCGCAGAGUUGAGGAAUAGCAGAGACAAUGUUCCAUCAAAAAAGAUUAUGCCAGCGGAACCUUUAAACACAGUCGAUCAAUUUAUGGAAUUGGAGAGUUUACUCCAGAAGGAUGAAGAAUAUGCUAAAUUUAAAUCGGAACUUAUGCAAAAUAUUAAAUACACAGGAGCGAAAUUCGUCAGAACAGCUUGGCGCUCAUUGGUAUCCGAUGAAUGUGCUCAACAUUUUGCUUGGAGUGGAACGUCAGACAAAAAACCUGUCCGCGUCUUAAAAAUGUCUUCUUACAUGAAGUGAAGGGCAAUGACACUGAAUAUAUAAGUGGCACCAAGACGAUUUUUCAGUUUGCCAAAAAUAGACAAAAA
Bactrocera tryoni is the source of this 646-nucleotide messenger RNA. RefSeq lists its product as uncharacterized. The record is from RefSeq and is a predicted model, not a curated record. Bases 129 to 578 code for a protein of 149 amino acids. NCBI's taxonomy places the organism in Eukaryota, Metazoa, Arthropoda, Insecta, Diptera, Tephritidae. The transcript is spliced from 4 exons.